Messenger RNA from Styela clava, 2117 nucleotides. Its product is annotated as sodium-coupled monocarboxylate transporter 1-like. Gene Ontology annotation, biological process: sodium ion transport; transmembrane transport. NCBI's taxonomy places the organism in Eukaryota, Metazoa, Chordata, Ascidiacea, Stolidobranchia, Styelidae. Gene Ontology annotation, cellular component: membrane. The record is from RefSeq and is a predicted model, not a curated record. Gene Ontology annotation, molecular function: symporter activity.
UUCAAAACUAUCACAACUAAAUGGAGUCCGCGAAUGGAUACUUUCAAGUUGUCGAUUUCGUUAUAUUUGGAGGAAUUUUGUUUUCUUCUGCUGUGAUUGGGAUAUAUUUUGCUUACAAAGACAGAAGAGAUGAAACGACCGAAAAUUAUUAUUUUGGCCGAAGAAAUGUGUCACCGAUUCUCGUCGCAAUAUCUUUAUCCGUGUCCUUCAUAUCAGCAAUUGCUGUCAUUUCCAUUCCAGUUGAAAUAUAUCUUUUUGGUGCGAUUUACGCUUGGACGAUAUUUGCAGAAAUCUUAACUUACUUCGUCGCUUCAAAAUAUUACAUCCCAUUGUAUCGUCGACUACGAUUGAAGACCGUGUACGAGUAUUUGGAAUUACGUUUUCAUCCAGGAAUUCGAUAUGUUUCUUCGGCGACUACAAUGGUGGCUUUGAUAUUCUACUUGGGUAUAACCGUCUAUCUUCCAUCUCUUGCUUUGAGUGCUGUAACUCUUCUUGAAUUAAAGUGGACGAUUGCAAUUACUAGUAUAGUGUGUACGUUCUAUACCACCAUCGGUGGAAUAAAAGCAGUGGUGUGGACAGAUCUAUUGCAGGCCCUUGUCAUGCUAGGAGGCAUACUUUCUGUUUUUGUUCGCGCGACACUGCUGUAUGGCGGAUUCGGACAUAUAUGGGAUGCCGCAGAACGCGGAAAUCGACUGAAUUUCUUCAAUUUUGACAUUGAUCCCAGGAUUCGAAGUACAACAUGGGCACGCGUAAUUGAUUCUGUAGUAGGGGGCUGUUAUGUUACAUGCUGCAGUCAAGUUACUGUUCAACGAUAUUUGUCUUGUGAUUCGGUCCGAUCUUCUAGGGUAGCUGUUUGGUUACAAUGGAUACCUUCUACAAUCCUGGUUACACUAUGUGUAGGGAAUGGAUUAGUUCUGUAUGCUUACUAUGAAGGUUGUGAUCCGGUCCUAUCGGGUUUGGUUGAAAAAAGUGACCAGGCAAUACCCCGAUUAGCCUUGGAACUAUUCCAAGAUAUGCCUGGAAUGAUAGGGAUGUUUGUGUCUGCUGCAUUCAGUGGGACUCUAAGCUCAGUAUCAUCUGGAGUCAACGCUUUGUCAGCAUUAGCACUAGAAGAUUUCGUUUUACGAUUUUUUCCAGCAAUGUCUCGGAGGAAGAUAAUACUUUGCAGCAAAUUAUUGAGUCUUCUAUUUGGCUCAGUCAUUAUGGGAAUUGCUUACCUCGUGUCCACUGCAUCUAGUAAUAUAUUCCAAGUCAACAUUGUUGUAGCGUCAAUAUCAACACCUGUUCUCGGUGUUUUUACGAUGGGCUUGUUCAUGCCAUGGAUAAACAGUUGGGGAGCCUUAGCCGGAGUCGUGACGGGUACGGCAUUUAGUAGCUGGAUCGCUAUUUCUGCAUCUUAUCAAGCAACAUUUCCAGCGGCAAGUGAGACUUUACCCAUAUCUACGGACAACUGCACUGAAAACUCUGCUUUUAAUGUCACAACCAUGUCUUCAAUUGGAAGCUUCACAGAUUUUACCAACUUUUCUGAUGUGUUCACGAUACUUGAAGAAGAAGGAUCUGUUCUAGGUUACACUUUGUAUUCUUUGUCGCCAUAUUUAUAUGGACCAUGCGGAUUCCUAGUUUCAAUAUUUUUUGGACAUGUUGCAUCUUUAUUAACAGGAUUCAACAAAAUUUCAGAGGCAAAUCCAGACUUAUUUGUCCCAUUUAUCAACUCCAAACUUUUUCGUUUCGGGAUUCCUGAAAGUACACUAGUAGACGGAAAAAACAUAGAAGAACAGAAGACAAUGCGGUAUAUCAAUGCGGGCUAUGACGACGAUGAAAAUGAUCGCGAAACCUCGAACUCUAACAUGGCAAAAUGCGAAGAAACAAUUUUUUGACAAGCAAAUAUUUAGUGAUUUUAUGCAAAACAUACAUUUUAUUAUUGUAUUUUGCUGUAUAUAUUGAUUGACACUUCUAGCAAUUAGAAUUGAUUAGCCAGCCUGCAAUACCUCGUUAUUGAGUCACUCAAAGUCUUAUAUUUGUUUAUUGUAUAUAUAUACAUACAAUAUCUCAUAUAUAUAUAUAUUCAUAUCUUUGAAUAACUAAAUAACCGCUGUUUGAUUCAUUGUGUUAUUUCA